CGGUGGAGGUAGCUGGGACAGACAUUGUGGGACCAAGGGCCUGUUCCUGGGCUGGACUUUUCCAAAUCCUACCAGUUUUGAAACGGCCUUGUUCCAUCUGUGGAAACGUGAUGGUCUAAUCAAACAGCUAAUUAACCCGGAGCGUGAACAGUGCAGCAAGUGAGGGGACGAGGCUGAUGAAGCAAGUUAUGACGUAGCGUCAGACUUCACAGUGCAGGAAGAGAUUAUUCCACCAGCAACAUUUAAUCACAAUCAAAUCAACUGGAAGCAAGAUUGAAUUUGCGCAGUAAGGGUGUUCAUCGAUAUCUUCGGAGGAGAUGCCGGUUCAGGAGUCCGAUGGUUGAGAGGGGGAAACAUCCUUGUGUCUACUUGGCCUGAGGUUGACCAUACAGACAGACCGUCAGAGGAGAGCGUGGGACGAGGGAGCUGGUUCAUUCUCCCAUCCUCGGCCGUGGAGAUUCUGCAGGGAGACGAGUCCCUUUGGCCCAUCGCAUCGUGCUGGCUCAUGAAGGAGGGCGGAGUCAGUGUGAGAGAAAUGAGCAGUGCCCUCUCCCCAUCCUAACUCUACAGGCCAAACCUCAUCCACAACCCAAAUUCCUCCCUCGGGGUCCCCACAACUGGUGUUGGCUCACUCUCUGACCUGCAGGGUGAGGGUAGGAUUUAGGACGAGGUCGCUGAGGCCUCCUGAGGCAAGGGCUUGGGGUGACGAGGGAGGGCAGGACUACUGUGAGAGUCCUCCCCAAACCGGACCACCAGGAGGGCUUUGAACUGCCUCACGGCUUGACCAGCCCGCUGAGUCCCAAGCUGAGGAGAUGCCAGGGGGAGGAGAAGCCUGCUGGGAGGGUGAACUCAGCCCAUCGUUGGCGGCUGUCCCCGGGUCUCCGUCCUGAACCAGCUGAGGGCCAAGGCCGGAAGGGAGCACUCUGCCGGGGGACGGUGGAAAUCCGUGUCGAGGUGGGGUCUGAGGUCCACCGGCUAUCGCCACGCAGACCAGACCUGCGAAGGGAACUGCCCCUCCCCCCCCCAACUCCCCAGGGAGCCUCUCGUAGACAGCAUCACUUCUGGAGUAAGAAACGGUAUCCUCCAGGUUUUCCACGGGAUGUAAGAUCGGUGUCCAGUAUGUCCCCAAGCUCCCGGGGGCCACGGGAAGGUGCAGUCAGAUCCCACUGAAGACAAUGUGAAAAUGGCCGGGUGAACGGUGACACAAUUGGCGGAGGGACGCUCACCCCAGACUCCCGUGGGUGAACCCACCCGUUCCGGGACACACUCUACACCCACCCCCCCCCACGCGACCCCUGUGUGAGAUUGAGGCCCCCCCUCCCGCUACGAUGUAGAAGGAAAGAGAAAGCUGACAGCCUGGUUCCCCGGAGCAUGACGGCGGUCUACGCCAUUGGCACGACCGUGGUCAGUCACCGGUACGCCGGCUGGCCCGAGGAGAAAGGGGACGGCGAGCCGCGGCGGCUGACCCCGCUGGAGUUGCUCUCCCACCAGAUGGCCCACGAUGAGCAGACGGUCAGGGAGGUGACGCUGGGCAAGAGGAUCGGCUUCUAUCGGCUACGUGGACAGAUCGGUGCUGGCAACUUCUCCCGGGUCAAGCUGGCCAUCCACUCGCUGACCAGAGAGAAAGUGGCCAUCAAGAUCCUGGACAAGACCAGGUUGGACCAGAAGACCCAGCGGCUGCUCUCGCGGGAGAUCGCUAGCAUGGAGCGGCUGCACCACCCCAACAUCAUCAGACUGUACGAGGUGAUUGAGACGCUGUCCAGGCUGCACCUGGUGAUGGAAUACGCUGGCGGUGGCGAGCUCUUCACCAAGAUCAGCACCGAGGGCAGGUUACCAGAGGCCGACAGCAAGGCCAUCUUUGCCCAGAUCGUCUCGGCCGUCAAGCACAUGCACGAUCAGGGCACCGUCCACCGGGACCUGAAGGCCGAGAACAUUUUCUACACGGAUAGUGGCCGGGUGAAGGUGGGCGACUUCGGCUUCAGCACGGCCUGCCAGCGGGAGCAGAGCCUGCGCACCUUCUGCGGCUCGCCGCCCUACGCUGCGCCUGAGCUCUUCCGUGACGAGAGCUACGCGGGGCCCUCCGUGGACGUGUGGGCGCUAGGGGUGCUCCUCUACUACAUGGUGGUCGGCACGCUGCCCUUCCGGGCGGACACAGUGGCGCGGCUGAAGCGCUGCAUCCUGGCCGGGGCCUUUGCCGAGCCGGCCUACCUCUCGGAGGCCUGCCUGAGGCUGAUCAGGGCUAUCCUGCGGCCCGAGCCCAGCCAGCGGCAGACUCCGGCACAGAUCCUGGCCAGCGAGUGGAUGAAGGGCACGCGGUCCCCUCGGCCCCUGCGGCCCUUCCCGCUAGAGCCGGGGCACCUGGCUGGCACAGGGCCGGGGCCCAGGCCGCUGCUGGAGCCCGAGCAGGCUGAGGUGAAGCAGACGCUGGCCAGCCUCGGAGUGACUGACAACCAGCUGAGGGAGAGCCAGGGCCGGGGCCCCCGGAGCCCCCUCACCGGCACCUACCGAAUCGUCUUACACCGGGUGCAGAGGAGGCAAGGACUGGAGUUAGCGGCGGCCAUGGGCCCUGACCCUGAACCAGACCUGGACCCGUGCCAGACCGAGGAGCUGGGGAAGGGACAGGUGAAAUUUAGCACAGCAGCGAGGCACACCUCCAGGUUCUGUUCCAUCCUGUAGGGGCGGCUCACUCAUCACACCAUCCCAUAACUCCUGGCCCACGCCCUCCCCAUCCCCACCUGCCAUUCCGACCUCCUCCUCACCCCCUUCUUCCCCUCCCACCCAUCCCCUCUCUGAGCUCCUAUCCCAAAACGUCCCCAACUCCCCCAGGAGUUUCUGCCUCACCUCCCAUCCCUACACCUCCCCUCUCAGCCCCUACCCAAUCCCUCACGACACACUUCUCACUACCCUCCUCUCCCAUCCCUUCAGCCCCUCCCAAUACCACCCUCCCCUCUCAUCCCCUCUCCUUCCUACUCCCUCCCCUCCUCUGCAUUCCCAUCUCCUUCCCCUCCUCUCCCCCUUCACCCUCCCCUCCUCUCCCCCUCCACUCUCCCCUCUCCCCUCUCCUUCCACCUCCUCCCCGGUGUGUGCCAUCGCUCCACACUCCCUCUGUGCCAGACGCAGGGAGAUGGGAGACCUGGUGACUGACUCCCUGGCCAAGGACGGGAGGAAAGUCAUGGUGGAUGAGUGGUCACCCUUGGAGAAGCUGCUGAAGACAUCGGUCCAGUUCUCCGAUCCCGAUGGAAUAAGGAUUCGUACCUCGCCUGCAUCCUGCAACCUGCUGCCCUCGGGACUUUACGCUCAGCAGGACGGAUAACCAGCCCCACCCAUACUGUAGCAGACUCCAGUCAGUCCUGAUGGCAGCUUUUUAACUUCUCUCCAUGGAUGCUGUCCGGUCUGCUGCGUCUUUCCAUGUCUGAUCUCCAGUAAGCAUCAGCGGUGUUGUCUCCCUCUAGCAGCCAGCCGAGCUGUGAACAGGCCCCUCGGCUCUUCGAGCUGGGCCACCAGCAACCCCGGCCUAAUCAGAGGACCAUUUCCAGUGACCAAUUAACCUCCUAACCCGUACAUCUUUGGACUGUGGGAGGAAACCAGAGCACCCAGAGGAAACCCACACAUUCACGGCGAGUGCGUACAAACUCUUUACGGAACUCCGACGUCCCAAACUACAAUGGCGUAACGCUAACCCUGUUACCAUGGGGCCCAUUCACCACGCGCUCUCAGCCGGCACCCCUCCUUCAUCCACCACCUUGCAUUUCAUUGACUCUCCACCCCAUCCACUUUCCCUUUCUCUGGUGCGUUGAAAUUCCUGUUCUGGUGAAGUUCCGUUUGCCUGGAGCAUUGACUCCACACGGAGGAUGCCUGACCUGAUCAUUCCUGCUUUUAUUUUAAGAGCUCAUCUUUGAGUUCAGACCCCCUCCCGGCCGUGAGCCCCCUCCUCCAUACCUUCUGUCCCUGAUGUUUGACGACUGAGCCCUUGGCAAUCUCAAGCCAAAACUCUGGAGCUGACUUCCUGUGCCUUUCUCCUGCAGGACACCAAUUAAAACUGGCUCAAGUAAAACUAGUCCCUCUGCUUUCUGUUGUAACCGAGACAUCAUCCCGGUUAAAGGUGCAGAGAGCUGACGUUUGAGUGGUGUCCCGGUUAGGGUGAAGGUCACACUGGGAUGUAUUAAUGCAGGGCCCAGACUCGUAUCCAGGAUAUUCGCAGUACAUCUCGUUCCUGGAGGCCACGGUUCUCCUGAUUCAACAUUAACAUGUGGUUAAAGAUGAAAGAUUUAUUUAUCACAUGUACAUUGAAACACACAACAAAAUGCACCGUUUGCAUCGGGGAUGAGCUGGGGGCAGUCUGCAGGUGUCACCACACUUCCGGUGCCAACGUAGCACGCCCACACUUGCUGCCCCCAGCACAAUGUGCUGUAUUUCGCUGCCUGUUUCAAUGUACAUGUGUCAAAGCUAAUCUUAACCUUAAGGAGAUGAAACAACUUCCUGGUAUCUAAUCUGCAAGAACUGAGACCUGCAAGAAACAUAUUCUAUUUUUGAGUUCUCUAAACCAGAGCGCUAAUCUUUCCAACUGUCCUGAGGAGUUUUGGGCCUGUGUCCGUGGAUUUAGAAGACUGGGUGGUGGGGGAUCUCAUUGGAACCUGUUGAAUAUUGAAAGGCCCAGAUAGAGUGGAAGUGUUUCCCAUACGGGGUGAGUCUAGAACCAGAGGGCACAACCUCAGAAUAGAGGGACGUCCAUAUAGAACUGAGGUGAGGAGGAAUUUAUUUAGCCAAGGGAGUGGUGAACUGUGGACUCAUUGCCAGAGACGGCUGUGGAGGCCAAGUCAUUGGGUGUGUUCAAAGCGGAGGCUGGUGGGUUCUUGAUUAGUCGGGGAUUCAGAAGUGAUGGGAAGAAAGCAGGAGGAUGAGGGAUAAUAAAUCAGCCAUAUUGGAACGGGGUGAAUUCUGCUCCCCAGUUUUAUGGUUCUCUGGUGGUGGACCUGCCUUGCAAUGUUUAGAUCUGGAAGUUCUCCCAGUCUGCCCUGCAACUUUGCGAGGACAGCGGAUAGGCCAAAGAGAACCUUGUGCACUGCCAUGCUGGUAAGGCAGGGUUCGAUUCCCACCGCUGCCUGUCAG
Molecule: messenger RNA, 5109 nt
Organism: Hypanus sabinus (Atlantic stingray)
Lineage: Eukaryota; Metazoa; Chordata; Chondrichthyes; Myliobatiformes; Dasyatidae
Product: serine/threonine-protein kinase NIM1-like
Exons: 4
Coding region: 1372-2676 (434 amino acids)
Biological process (GO): intracellular signal transduction; protein phosphorylation; microtubule cytoskeleton organization
Cellular component (GO): cytoplasm
Molecular function (GO): tau-protein kinase activity; protein serine/threonine kinase activity; ATP binding
Source: RefSeq, a predicted model, not a curated record